UCAAAUUAGAACUUAAAUUUCUAAUUUUGUCAAAACUGAUAUCAAAAAGUGAACAUAAAUGAAUUAUUUCACGAUAUGAAAUAGCUAAACAGUAGUUUUUUCAUUCCAGAAGUAUAUUAAACAAUUUUCCCGGCAAAAAUGGUUCCCGUACUUAGAUAAUUGUAAUAUUCCUAACAUGUAUUGGGAUGCCUUUAUAUCGUGACAGCUUUAGAAAAAGGAAAACAAAAUUAUAUUUUGCGUGCCAUACAUGAGACUUAGCGAAAAUGUUUUCUAAGACCAUAACCAGUAAAGAUUCGUUUUUGGAACAAACAAAGGCUGCAAGGGAAGAACGUGCACUUGAAAAGAAACGGGAACAGUCAGCAAUUAAAAUUCAGUCUAUGAUACGUGGUUGGCUCGCUAAACAAAGAUUUAAUAAAAUUAUUCUAUACGAUUUUGAUCAGCUAUUGCCCGAAUACGCAAGCCAGGGUUCCCAAGAUGAACCCCAGCAACCAGAGUUGAUCCAGGCUUUGGAUGUAUUUAGAUUAGCUUGUCGCCUUUUUCUUGUUUUUAAACAACAGAGGGAUAAGAAGAGGUUUGAAAAGCUAUGCAAAUAUAUCGUUCAAAGCCUACACUCCGAAUCAGUCAAGAUAUCAUAUGUUGGCGUUUUUCUCAAUAAAGAGUACAGUUUUCGUUGGAUAGCUCACAUAAAGGAUUUGUUAUACAAAUGCUGUCAAUAUCUUGAGGAACUGAAACCAGAAUCACCUCUGGACAUGCAAAGCAUUUUGAUACACCUUCACACAUUGCUAGCAUUCACAGCUACAAAUACUUGGGCUUUGACGAGGCUAAAAAACUUUGAGAAACUUCGAGGAGGGAUGACACAGUUGUGUGCUAAUGUUAUGGGUUCAUUGUUUCACAGAGGAUAUUAUUUAACACUUAAGUCAUUACUUCUUCGUGGACUCUGCAGGGAAAAGGUGGCCCUAAAAAAUAUAGCUCUGACAGCAAUAGUGACAUUGGCCUUACGACCAUUAGUAUCUGCUCAGUUCUCAGAAAAGCUACUCACUAUGUAUAUAAUUCAAAUACUAUCUGUACCUACACUGGUUUUUCACAUGCAACAGAUAUCACCUGAGUCUAUGGCAGCAUUCCGAACACAUUCUAUGUUUGACAAGUGCAUUGAGUUUCUAAGCGCAGAUCAGAACAUGAGAAUUGUAUUUAAUACAUUGGAGGGGAACUAUGCUUUGUGUUUGUUGGCCAACUUGACACAGCUGGCCUAUACAGAGAGGGAUUACGCUCAGCCUUCAACAUACUAUCCAACUUUUGUGUUGGUAGUGUCACGUUUUCUAGAUAGCUGUCAGCAAUACGUCGUCUGCAAGAAGAGCAAUCUCAGUAAAUGGCAUCCCAUACUGGGCUGGUUUUCACAGAGUUUUGAUAUGUAUUUACCUCUCGCUAUGGGGAAUUUAAGGACACAGUUGUCAUUGUUAUGGGGCGUACCAAUGUUGAAGAAGUUACUUGGGGUCCCGUUGAAGGAGAUGUUGGAGGCCGGUGUGUCGGAUGAGGCUGGACCUUCGAAUCCAUCCACACCGUUACAGAGCAACCCCGCAUCGUUUAUAAGGAGGGCGAUUGAGGCUAGGACUAACAGAUCUAAUUCGAAUAAAAACUUCAGGAAGCUGGGAUCUCCGGAUUGCACUAAAAUUGCUCUCAUAUGCUCUAUGUACCACACGGCUCUUCAUACAAUGACUCAAGUUAAAUUGGAUAUUUUGACUGGUCUUUGCAACCAGGACGAGAUCCUGUACUCCCUGUGGCUGUUCCUGUGCACUCUGGGUCCGAACUGCGGUUUAAAGGCCUUCAUCGACCUCCUGACCCUCAACACCAAGGCCACAGCACCGGAGUUCCAAAUGCUCGUCCUAUUCGCUGAUUGUAUGACGCACUAUGUGACAAUUUUAGACGACCUGGAAAUGUAUGAGAAGCAAGAUCCGUUUAAGCUGCAGGACUUCGUGAACAUGUCGCAAUUCCUGAACAUGUUCAUAUACAAGUCGAUCACGGGCCAGUUGUUUGAUCUCAAAACUAUCCAGAACAACGAGGUUUUUACGUCGCUCCAUACAUUAUUACUGGCGCUGUAUAGACGCGACUGUCGCCGACCGUACGCUCCGCCCCACCACUGGCUGGUCAAGGAGAUUAGGGACACGCACUUCAUGGCUGACUUGGAGAAGGGGAAGAAACCUCAACAGGUCCUGGUACAAAAAACGCCGCAUAUGAUAGCUCACGGUGAACGAGUCCGGCUGUUUAGGAGAGCCGUUGCUGAUGAGAAGGUGGUGCUAGGUCUGACGGAGCGUGCGUGCGGAGGUCGAUCUACGCUGGUCACGGUCCGUCGGACGCGUCUCGUUGAGGACGGAUAUAGACAGCUGGCAGCUCUGCCCAGCCGAGCUCUGAGAGCUGUGGUCAGGGUGAGGUUCAUCAACGAGCAGGGGCUGGACGAGGCCGGCAUAGACCAAGAUGGCGUCUUUAAAGAGUUCCUCGAGGAGACCAUAAAGCGUGUAUUUGAUCCGUCAUUGAAUCUGUUCCGCGUGACGAGCGAGGAGCGUCUCUAUCCCUCACCGACGUCAUGCUUACAAGAAAACCACCUGCAACUGUUCGAGUUCAUUGGCAGGAUGUUGGGGAAAGCCGUCUAUGAGGGUAUAGUGGUGGAUGUGCCGUUCGCUUCGUUCUUCCUGAGCCAGGUUUUAGGUCAGACGACUCAAGCUCUGUACAGCUGGAUCGAUGAGCUGCCAUCGCUUGACAAAGACCUGUACAGAAGCCUCACAUAUAUAAAACAUUUCCAGGGUGACAUAUCGUCCUUGGAACUAACGUUUUCUGUGGACGAAGAGAGGCUAGGGGAGAUCGUGACUCACGAACUGGUGCCAGGAGGGAAGUGUAUACCGGUUACUAAUGAGAACAAAAUAAACUACAUACACCUGAUGGCUCACUUCAGGAUGCACACGCAGAUAAAGGAUCAGACCAACGCUUUCAUUGUGGGCUUUAGGACGAUCAUUAACCCGGAGUGGCUCUCGCUGUUCUCUACCCCGGAGCUGCAGCGCCUCAUCAGCGGCGACAACGUGCCCUUGGACCUGCGCGACCUGCGGCGGCACACGCAGUACUACGGCGGCUUCCACGACUCGCACCGCGUCGUGUGUUGGCUGUGGGACGUGCUGCAGAGAGACUUCACAGAGAACGAACGAGCAAUGUUCCUUAAGUUCGUGACGUCAUGCUCCAAGCCCCCAGUGUUGGGCUUCGCUCAUCUGAAGCCGCCGUUUUCUAUCCGCUGCGUCGAGGUCGGUGACGACGAGGACACGGGGGAUACUAUUGGGAGCGUUAUACGAGGCUUCUUCACAAUAAGGAAGAAGGACCCCCUGAACAGACUACCGACGUCGUCGACGUGUUUCAAUCUACUUAAACUACCGAACUACCAAAAGAGAAGUACACUGCGAGAUAAACUGCGGUACGCGGUUAAUUGUAACACAGGUUUCGAACUAUCUUAAAAUAUUAAAAAGAUGCAAAUGCACGAAUUUAUGUAAAAUAAAAACAUGAAGUAUAGUCGCCACAAAUGUAACAUAGAUGGCGCUGAACUUGUAACAAUUUUAAGUUUUCAACGAAGAUCUUCAUUUUAUGCCAAAACAUAUUUUUAAAAGCUCCAAAUGUUCUCGGGGACUUGAGACAAACACAUCACGGUUAGUCUUGUGUAUAUAUUUUAAAAGGAACUUGUAAUUGUACUGUUUUAAAAUUUUACUUGUAUUUUUAGUUUUUCUGUUCACGAUGUGUUUGUAAGUCAUAAUACAUGCAUCUGUUUUUCUACACAAUAUUUUUAUAUAUACUUGAAAAAAAAUAUAUAACAUUGAUUAAGAUGAAUAAUAUAAAGUAAAAGUAAGAUCAGAAUUUAUGUAUGUAUAUAAAUUGAAUAGUUAAAUUUGGACUGUCAUUUACCAUAUUCAAUGAAAGUGAAUCCGUGAACUCGAUGUUAGUCUUAAUAAUAUAUAUUUUUUAAUUUAUUUAAUGGCCAGUAUGUGAUGUACGCACUAUACAUAAUUUUUAAUAUCUCUAUAUAUAAUGUAUGUCGCUUUGUAAACAAUGUAUCAUUUACCAAACGCUAGUAUAAAAUUCAAAGCUGUCACAUUUCCAGUCCCAAAAUAAAUAGGUAUAUAGAAAAUAAAAUGUUAUCUAAAGCUGAUAUUGUGUGUGAAAAAUAAAUUAUUCUUAUAAUAAACGGUCGGUCACCUUUGAAAUGAUAUCAGUUGUUAACAAUUUUCUAUAUAUCUUAUACACACACACACAUAUAUAUAUAUGUGUGUGUGUGUCUAGUGGGCCUUUGGUGUUGUCAGCUACAUAUUAGCACAUUUCGCUGUGUAAUUGCAAAAAUCGUAAAGUUUUUAAUGACUCAUGUUAUAUGUAUAUAUGAAUGUAUUGUGUAAUAGUUUUAUAGAGCUUCAACAAUGCGCAUGGACCCUGUGUCGUGUCUUCAACUGAUUAUAUCGGUUUCGAGAUAAAGUUAGUUUCAUAUUAAAAGAAAAACAGGGAAUCAUUAGUAAAUGUAUCGAAAAGAUGUCUCUCACUGUACAGGGAGGAGAAUUAUACGUCAUUUUAGUGUGUUUUUUUUCUUUAAUUUUGGUAAAACUUGUCUCAAUCGAUACGAAUUAUUUAAUUCACUCGACAUUGUAAAAAUAUAUAUUAAUUUUUUUUUUUUUGAGAAAUGUUUAUUAUUGUAGUAAAGUUUACGUUUUGUUGUUAUUUUUAGUUAAAUUUAUUUCCUGAUCUGUAAUGUACUGUAUAUAGACGUGGGGGGAGGUGUUUUGUAGUGGUGUUCCCAUUUUCACUUGUAUCUUAAGUGUUUAUUAAUCUAUACAUAUUUAGAACAUUGUAAGAUAUAUUUUGUACUAGCCACGUAAAUAUGUUGUAUAACACAAUGUGAUUCUCUGUGAUAAAAUAAUUCGUAUUUAUAAA
Molecule: messenger RNA, 4947 nt
Organism: Danaus plexippus (monarch butterfly)
Lineage: Eukaryota; Metazoa; Arthropoda; Insecta; Lepidoptera; Nymphalidae
Product: ubiquitin-protein ligase E3B
Exons: 19
Coding region: 264-3491 (1075 amino acids)
Biological process (GO): protein polyubiquitination; ubiquitin-dependent protein catabolic process
Molecular function (GO): ubiquitin protein ligase activity; protein binding
Source: RefSeq, a predicted model, not a curated record